Molecule: messenger RNA, 5127 nt
Organism: Candidozyma haemuli
Lineage: Eukaryota; Fungi; Ascomycota; Pichiomycetes; Serinales; Metschnikowiaceae
Exons: 3
Coding region: 1-5127 (1708 amino acids)
Source: RefSeq, a predicted model, not a curated record
AUGACAUUUAAGAAUCCUCCGAUUUUGAAGAUGCCUGACGCCUCAAAAGAGGCGGCGCAACCCAAAAAGGUUGCUUUUGACCUUCCAACGACUAAGAGGGUCCAGUUUCGUGACAUUUUCUCUUUCGCUCGAACGAAACACCGCAGUACUACUUUGGCUUUGGAUAACACCAUUACGACCUCUUGGGUCACUCCCAAGAAGGUGGCGAGUGUCGCCCAUCUUGGCGGACACAAUAAACCCUCUUCUAAAGAUUUACCUUCCCAUAGUCGUUCGGUAAACCCGUUCGAAUGUUUAUCUCCCAAGGAGAACACAAAGAAGAAGAGGGCCUCCCGCCCUAAAACCAAGCCAAUAUUGACUGUCGAUGCCCAUCCCGAUGCAAAGGCUGCCGCCAGGCAUGCUUUUGGGGCCAUCGACAGUAGGAAAGAAGCAAUUUCUGUUGCUCCAUUGAGGAACAAGACUCAUAUCUUUUGCCCCAAGCAUUGCUUGGACCCCGAAAGGGGCUUGAAAGAAGCUACGAAGAAAGUACAUGAACCGGCCGAGAAGGUUGCCAAUAAGAAGCUUCUUUCUAAGGCCCCUAAAAAGGUGGUUGUUGUCAGCGGUGUCAAGACAAGGGAUCCUUCGGAACCCAUAGUUAACACCCAGGUUAAGCCCAAGGCUAGCAAAAUGUCUCGUUUGCGCGACAUUUUGGCUGCGAAAGCUUUUCGGCCCCCUCACAAUACCGCCACGCAGCACGUCAAGGACCCUAAGUGCGCCUCAGAAAAAAGGCAUCAUGAUAAGACUAAGUUGGAGAAGACUCCCGUGAAAAAGCAUGUGGAAUCGUCCCAUAGACCCCAUGUUCAGCUUCACGACAUUUGCUCACAUGACCAUAAGAGCUGGCUCUUUGGUCGCAAGGAAUCUCCAGUGAAGCUUUCGAGGGCCGCCAUGAAGGCUACCCUGACAUUCAAGGCCCCAAAGGUUCCUUUGACUAAGGCAUUUCUGCCACCUCUUUCUUCCUGGUCCGUCCAGGAGAUUCUCGUUCCAUUACCUGCGAUGAAGGCUGACUUGAAAGCCAGCGACAUUUUUCCUAAGGGUGCUGGUUGCUCCAAGAAAUUGGAGAGCUCGAGAAAAACUGGGGCAUCCGCGCCAACCAAGUCUCCACUGCUGUCGUCGUCGUCGCCUUCUCCUAAGACUCCAGCUCUUCUCGGGAACAAUGCUUCUGCAUUACUGUCGUUGCUGUCGCUGUCUUUGGAGUUGCCUCCAGCCUGUCUGGCAUUGGACUUCUUUUCUGGCGACAUGCAUGAUAUGGUUGCAAAUCCAUGGGCCGCGAUCCCUCCAGGUACUGAGACACCUUCCACAGCGACUCCAGUCGUGUCUCAUACGCCAUCUCGUUGUCCUUCACCACCUCUUUUUGCUGCCACAGCUGUGGAAUCACCUUUCGUGGCAGAUGUCGUGCGUUCUCUGCUUAAAACGCUCGACGAUUUGGACAAUGUGGCCAAAGAGAUACAGGAGGUUGUUGCCGGCUUGAAGACUCUACCUGUCUCAAGGUGUAGGUCUCUGCGUGCUUCGUCAGUUGCGUCUCUUCGUGAGCUACCCACAGAGGUAGUUAAAGAGGCCGCAAAGGCACUCUUCGAGACCUCGAGUGAGACUGUUGUAGACGCAGAUGCCGCUUCUCCUGCUUCUACUUUACUGAUGCCCCGUGCAUUGUCGUGUGAAGUUUCAGAUGCAACGAAGCCAGCCUUGUCGUUGGAAGAAUCAAAACUUCAACUUACACAGGAGACGGUACAAUUUGAAGCCCCAGUGGAUUUCAAGACUCCUACGGAGACGAAACCUUUAAUUGAGUCUGUUUUCGAGAAGGCUACCCAAACUGGUGCCACGCAGAUUUUGAAGGUUGGCGCUUCCAAGGUUGUUGCUGUUGAAACUCCAGUUUCUCUUGAUGUUGAAUAUUCACUGGCAUCUGGCAAGAUUCCUCAGAUUCCAUCAGAGGGUAAAAGUGAUCCUUCCCUUUUGGCACUUCUUCCUACGCCAAAGACUUCACUCUCUCCUCCCGAGGAUUUGCCGUCAUCGCUGCCCGAAUCGUCUAUCAAGAAGAAUUCACUUCCUUUUAGCGAGCCUAAGAUUCUUUCAGAAGCUCCUCCGGUGACUUCCUCUGUAUGUUCUCCUACAGUGAUACCUACCAAGCAGAUUUCUGCUGUCGAUGCAUUGAAGGAGAAGCUCAACGAGAAGGCUAACGACAACUCUGUCCGUAAGGCACACAUCUACACAAACUCGAAGCAAGUCCUGAUCAAGAGCAAGAUCAGCACCCUUAAUGGCUUCUUCGAGGACGCUGGGUUCCAGAAGCCUGAGGAGAAAGAUUUGUCGUCUGUGAAGGAGCCUGUGAAGGUAAGCAAGCAUGACAAGACAGAAACGGUCACUUCUAAGACAGAGGCAGUACCUAAAAAGACAGAAGCAGCCUCUACUGUGCUGAAACUGUCGGUGGAACCCAAGACUCCUUCCCUUUCGGAGUCUCCUGUUGUUGAUACCACCACUGUUUCUUCUGAGUCCAAGCCGUCUGUUGAGUCCGUUGAUUCUAAGUCUUCUGCUGAUGCCGUUGAUAAGUCUGAGCCUUCUUCUGAAUCUGAGCAAACCACUGCUCAGAGAAGAGAUGCCGAAGCUGCCGCUUGUGCUAAGGCUGAAAAGAAACGGCAGUUGGCCAAGAGACUUGCUGCCUUGAAGCAGAAGAUGGACUCUGACACUGCAAAGCCGUUGCCUAAGAAGGAUGUGGAACCAGAAGAGGAGAUUCCUCUAGCUCCUCCUUUGCCUGAAGACCUCUUCGACUCUGAUUCGGAGCCUUGCAACUCUGAAUCGUCUUCCAACAAACCUGUUUUACCUUCUCCUGAGCCUACUGUCUUGUCAAGUUCUGUUCUGGAUAACAGUCUGAGUCUGGAGCCUUCUGCUUCGCCUUCUCCCAAGCCAGAAGUUCAAAGGAUUGCUUCCACUGAACCUUCUUCUCUUGAGUCUUCUCCCGAGCCUGAAUCUCCGAAAGCUUCUUCCCCUUCUCCUGUGGUUUCUGCUGAAAAGGAUCUUCCUGUCCCUGUCUCAGAGGGCCCGGAACAGAAGCCUGUUCUUUCUAAGGAUGAGAAGAAGGCUCAGUUGAAGCAAAGACUUGCCGCUUUGAAGGCCAAAAUGGAAGCAGAAGCUCCAAAGAAACCAGCCCAAGCAGAAACCUCUUCUUUGUUGUCUGAUGCUGCUAAGACCCCUGUUAUACCUCCCGCUCCGGCCUUCCCUGAAGGCCUUUUUGAUUUGGAUUCAGGUGAGUCUGACACAGUCCCAGAGGUUCCUGCUCAGGCUGUUGACGUUGUUUCUGAUGCUCCCGUUGAGGCUUCUGUUGAUGUUGGUUCUGAUGUUCCCGUUGAAGCUGUCACUCCUGUUGAAGCUGCUGUUGUUUCCACUCCUACUCCUGAAACUCCAGUUGCUUCUGAUGCUUCGAAGGAAGAGAAGAAGGCUGCUUUAAAGAAAAGGCUUGCUGCCUUGAAAGAAAGAAUGGCAGCUGAGGCUCCUCAAAAGCCUGCAAAGAAGGAAGCUCAUACUCCAGCUGAGCCUGCUGCUCCUGAGGUUCCUGAAGCUCCUCCUUUACCUGCCAACCUUUUCGAAACAGUUCUUCCUUCUCCUGUUAAUCUUCCUGCUACUUCUGAACCUCCUGUUGUUCCAAAACCUACAGCCACUGAACCUUCUUCUCCUGUUCCAAUCGUCCAGCCUCUGUCUGAUGUUUCUACUUCCCAGACUGAGGGCCUUUCUAAAGAAGAGAAGAAGGCUCAGUUGAAGAAGAGACUUGCCGCCUUGAAGAAUAAAAUGGCCAACGAUACCCCAUCAAAGGGUGCUACCAAAAGCAAAGAUGAACCAAAGAAACGCAAGGAGAGCAUUCCGGAAGCUCCUCCAUUGCCCAAAGAUCUUAUGGAUGUGAAGCCACUGGUGUCUCUGGAGACUAUUUGUCCCCCUCCUCCUCCAGCUUCAUCGAUUCCUCCACCUCCACCACCUCCACCUCCAUCUUUGCUUCCUGUUGGUCCUCCUCCUCCUCCAGCCCUUCCUGCCAGUCUUCUUCCAGCUGCCUCUGAAACUCCAGACGAACCUGAAGAUCCAACGACUCCUUCUGAAGCGUACCUCGAAUUGGAAGCUAAGCUUUCUGCCAAAAAGAAGAAAAGCAUCGACUUGUCAGAUAUCGACCACCAGAUCCCUGACUACUCCAAGAAGACGAACUUUUCUUCGAAGAUGCUGAAGAUGGCUUCAAAACUUGAAGCUUUCCUUCUUGCCGACGGCAGAUUAUCGUUUGAUGGUCCUGUUACGCCCAUGAAUCUUCCUAAGCCAAAGAAAGCGUCUCUACUUGCCAAAGACGAGGUGCCCAAGAAGAAACAUAAUGGUAAGAACGCUGCUAUUUUGAACAAGCUCGAGGGUCUUUUCAAAGACCGCCUUGACGAGAACAAUGGUGUGGCGGAACCUAAGACUCCUAAAGUGUCCAAGUUCCAUAUCGACAUGGACCUGACUGAGGUUUUCAUUCCUCCUUCCCAUCCUAACUUCCCAAAACCAGCUGGUGGUCUGGGCACGGCUCCUCCACCACCACCACCCCCUCCACCUGGUUUCUUGACUAAUGGUACUAGUAAUGGUGCUGGUAAUAGUCCGCCUCCACCGCCUCCACCUCCACCUCCAGCAUUCUUGAUGGCCAGUGGUGCCCCUCCACCACCUCCACCGCCACCACCGGCUUUUCUUACCAAUUCAGCAGCUCCUCCUCCACCUCCACCGCCUCCAGGGUUCUUAUUGGAUGCUGCUGGACCACCACCUCCUCCAAUGAAUGUUCCUUUAACGAAGAAGGAACUUCCUAGUGUCAAGUGUAUCCACGGUUCUUUUGAAGAGAAGAGAAAGGCGUUUGGUGCGUUCUUCUCUGCCCACCCAAUGAAGAAGACGGCUCCACCUCCACGGAUUGAGGCUCCCAAGAGGAAGGUUUUUAGCCAGGAUGAACUUGACAAGAUGACUCCUUUUGAGAGAACUAGAGUCACCAUUGAAGGCCACUUACAGGAUCUUGUUCGUGAGGGCAAGGCAGUUCCUGAUGAAGAUGAAGAUGAAGAUGCAGAUGAAGAUGAAGAUGACGAAGCCCGUGCUGGCCACGAGGCCCCGUGA